Molecule: messenger RNA, 1027 nt
Organism: Eucalyptus grandis
Lineage: Eukaryota; Viridiplantae; Streptophyta; Magnoliopsida; Myrtales; Myrtaceae
Product: flavonoid 3',5'-methyltransferase
Exons: 5
Coding region: 60-767 (235 amino acids)
Molecular function (GO): S-adenosylmethionine-dependent methyltransferase activity; O-methyltransferase activity
Source: RefSeq, a predicted model, not a curated record
AUAAGUUAGAAUCUUGGCCUCGAGGAGCGGAGCAGGAGAGAGUGACAGACAUAUCAGACAUGGGAGGCUCGGAAAAGACUAAGAUCCUCGCAAGCGAAGCCCUCCAAAAGUACAUAUUGGAAACGAAUGCAUAUCCGAGAGAGCACGAGCAGCUGAAAGAACUCAGAGAGGCCACAGUUCAGAAGUACCAGUACUGGAGUUUGAUGAAUGUGCCAGCUGACGAGGGGCAACUGAUCUCCAUGAUGUUGAAGCUUAUGAAUGCGAAGAAGACCAUCGAGAUCGGAGUCUUCACCGGCUAUUCUCUCCUCACCACCGCACUUGCACUUCCAAACGAUGGCAAGAUAAUAGCGAUGGAUAUGGAUAAGGAGGCUUAUGAAACGGGCCUGCCGUUUAUCAAGAAAGCCGGAGUUGACCAUAAGAUCAACUUCAUCCAUGCAGAUGCUUUCUUAGUUCAAAACAACCUUAUCAAAAAUGGAGAAGAAGAGGGGGACUUUGAUUUUGCUUUUGUGGACGCCACCAAGGAGGACUACAUCAAGUACCACGAGAUCCUGCUCAAGCUGGUGAAGAUCGGAGGGGUGAUCGCGUAUGACAACGUUCUAUGGUUCGGUGCGGUCGCGCUGUCCGAAGAUGAAGAGAUGGCGGAGCAUCUGAGGGUCGGGAGAAGCCACCUCAGGGAGCUGAACAGCUUCCUGGCGAGCGAUCCGCGCGUUGAGUGCUGUCUUCUUUCCGUUGGAGACGGCCUCACGCUCUGUAGGCGCCUCUACUAGAAUCCCCCCCCCCCCCGUCGAAGGUCUAUUUGACGCUUCGAGAAUUUCUAUGCACGGUGUGUCCUCGAGAGUUAAUAAUUUUUAUCGUUGCUUUGGUUGAAUGACUAUCGACAUAUUAACUCGUUGUAAUACAAUAUAAAUAAACGUUGCCUACCACGUCAACGUCGCACUUGUAUUUUCCCUUCAUGUUUCACGUCAAUAAAUCGAUCCUAUCUAAUAUUAAGAUCAAGAGCUCCAGAUGCAGAGCAAUUAUUGGGGAA